Messenger RNA from Lampris incognitus (smalleye Pacific opah), 6041 nucleotides. RefSeq names its product PPARG related coactivator 1 (gene pprc1). Lineage: Eukaryota; Metazoa; Chordata; Actinopteri; Lampriformes; Lampridae. Gene Ontology annotation, cellular component: nucleus. Gene Ontology annotation, molecular function: RNA binding; transcription factor binding. The transcript is spliced from 14 exons. The coding region runs from base 7 to 4170 and encodes 1387 amino acids. Gene Ontology annotation, biological process: positive regulation of transcription by RNA polymerase II. The record is from RefSeq and is a predicted model, not a curated record.
UGUAAGAUGGCGUCGCGGUGGGGAGUGGGCGAGGAGAUUUUGACCGCUUGCAAUAUGGAUUUUUUCGCCACGGACACGCUAGACGAGACUGGUGGACUGAGCUCUGGAGAAACGUUGGAGGCCCUUCAAGGUUCCCUAGAUCCCUCCAUCCUCUCCAUCUUUGAGGAUACCUCGGCAGGAGAGGUAAAGGGCUUGGAUGAGGAGAGUGAGGCAACUCUGCUAACAGCCCUGACGGAGAUCCUCGAUAAUGUAGAUGAUGAGAACCUGUCUCCGUUUGAUACACUUCCCGACUCGGACCUUCUGUCGGGUCAGAAGGGCAGAGAACACUCUCCGCUAAAGAGAUUGCUGUGUCUGUCCUGCUCCCCACCAGAGAAAGAGAUGCACUGUAGACCCUUCUCAGCUGGAAAGAGCCUCCCCAAGACACAGGCAGGUUCUGUCCAGAGGAGUGAUGGAGAGGAGGAGGAGGACAGCUCUCUCACCCAAAGCCCAGUAAGGCAGCCUUCAUCUCCCGACAAAGAUCUGCUAGACUGGGAGGAUAUGACCCUUCCUGUCCCCUUGCACUUAGAACAGGAAAGCGAAUAUGAGGACGGUGGUUCAGUUAGCUUGGGGGACUUGGUCAGGCAUAUGCACCCCUACUGUAUGGCCGUUUGUGUGGAGGAUGGAGAAGAAGAGCAAAUAUUGCCUGAAGGAGGCAUCUUACUUGAGGUGGUGGACCGAGGGGAGCAUGGAGAGCCUAUCCUUGCUAUCCCAGAUAUGAGUCUCCCCCUCUCUCUGCAAAUAUUUCAAGGCUACUCAGAAAAGGAGCAGAGAGUUCCUGAAAAAUCAGAGGAAUCAAUCUCUGACAAUUCUGAGCACAUAAUUGUUGAUGACAGUGAAAAUGUGAAAGCCAAUGAGGCUUCCGUUAACGAUGCAAACCACAUGAGCCCAAUCAUAAGAUCAGAGGUGAAAGGUGAGAAGGUUGUCAGGAGAAUCAAGGAAGCAAUAAUAGAGAAAAGCCCCUCCCGGAGGAAAAAGAAAAAGAAAAGUAACAAAAAAGAAGCCCAGCCUGUUCAGCAAGUUCCACCGGUGGAAAAAAGAGUUCUUCGAAGCAUCUCUGCAAAGAGGGCUGCACAGGGGGCAAUUCAGAAGCCGGUAGAGAGCCCAGUCAAACAAGAGAAGAACAAAGUUAAGCCAGUUUCUCUUGCCUCAAGUCUGCCUUCAUCUUCUCCAAAAAAUAGCACACUAAAUAGAUGCCAAACAAAAAACAAAUCAGAAGUCACCACGCUAACAUUACCCCCUGAAAUCAAUGCUAAUUUUAAGGAAACUUUGGCGUCCAGGUCAGAUCCAUUGCCAGCAAAUGAAAGCCUCGAGUGUGACCAGCCUAACUGUCCACCCACCAUGGUGAAUUCCUCUCAGCCUGUUGAAACAACCAAACAGUCUGCCCCAGUCCCAGAGAAUCUUGACACCUUAACAGCCUCCUCUGCACCUGCACCAAAGGCAGUGUUACCUUUGGAUACCAACUUGCCGCCAAACACCGCAACACCACAGCAAACCCUUCUGGCCACCCUGGCCCCAAAGAUUAGUGAGGUUUCCCCUCCAGCCCCCGAAUCCAAACCCAGACCUCUCAGUCUGGAGGAGUACCGGCGCCUUCGCCAGCAGAAGAAGCCUGCUCCAGUGGAGAAACAAGAUGACCAGAGCACCAAGUGGCCCAGCCUCCCUGAACCUCCUAAAGAGUUGCCCCCCAUCCCAUGUUUACCUGACCCUAGCCCUCGGAAUGCUCGUCACCCCAGCCACGUGUUAGGGAAGAAGGAGGUGGUGGAGGUUAAAGUUGCUUGGCAACCUAUGGGGCCUGGUGCGCCACCCACCCCCGCGGCGCUGUUGGCACCACCAGCUUACAUGGUAGCAUCCUCCAACAAGGCUGUCAGUGCCACACAGAUCCCCAAACCCCAACAAGCAGCUACUCCUCCGCCAACCACUGUUGUUCUGAAACCUUCUAAACCCCAGAAUUCUUCAGCAUCUUCCCCAGGUCGUGUGAAGAAUUUAACCCCACCCUUACCUACUGCCUCACUCCCUGCUAAGCCUUUGGAGCCUCCAAGCAUUCAGUCUGCUGUUCAACCUGCCCCUCAGUUGAUGCCCCCAGCAGAGAGGACUUCCUCUGAUGCCUCAGGGGACGAUGCUGGGAAAAGCAGAAAGCAUUGCUCCAACACUGUGUCCUCCAGAUCUGCAGUUCUCAAUGAAGUGUCCUCUAAAACCACUACAGAGUCCCUCAAAUCCACCACUGCUGCUUUGCCUGCCCAGAUACCCAUCAAUGCUCCCCAGAAAACCACUGUUUUCGCCCAAAUAGUUCCACCGCCUAUUGCUGCUACCUCAGUGAAUAACCCAAUCAUGUCUGCCAGUAAGCCUUCCAAACACGGGGUAACUGGUAUCCGGACCAGUUGUUCUGAGGCUGCACAACACGCUGACGUCCACCACAGUGUAAAGUCUGGCCCUGUUUUGCUUGGAGCUCAAGGGAGACCCACCGCAUCACCACAUCCCCCAAGAGCAAAGAGCGCAACUCAGGAAUUGAUUGAGUCCUUCACAAGUGAGAUUGGCAUUGAAGCUGCUGAUCUGACGAGCCUGCUGGAGCAGUUUGAAGAGACCCAAGGCCCCUAUGCUCAUCUGCUACCUUCCAUUUUUCCUCUCUCCUCAGCCAAAGAGGAGCAUUGUGUGCCGGAGGUCUCUGGUAGAGCAGCUGCUGUAGGAAACUCUAGCGUUGAGCUUCCUCCUGAGAAAAUGGCUUUGGAGCGUGUGAAAGCUAUUGACCAGUCGAGCACUGCAGCUCUGACACCCCCUGCCACCCCUCCUCAUCAGAUGUGGAAGCCGUUGGCCCCCGUUACCCUUCUUGGAAAGAGCAGGGUUGCUGAUGCUUCCAAGCCAACCCCCUCAAAGGUUAUCCAGAUAGAAGCCCGGCCUUUGCCCUUAGUAAGAACCCGUAGCAAACCUACUGCUGCUGCUGCCACUGUGUCACCUGACCUGGCGUUCUUCGACCAUGACUAUUGCCUCCCCAACAAGGAGCUGUUCACUGGCGAGCAAGAAAAGCGCUGGAAUGUCAAACAGCAGCCUUCCAUCACAAUCAAAGCCAUCAAGCGGCCCAACAUGACCACUACCCAGCCACUCCAAAGCGCCCCGGUCUCCUCCCUCCAGACCGCCACGAUUGCCGUGGCUCUGAAAAUGCACCAGUCCCCUUUGACAGAGCCCCUCGAUCACAGGACUGAUGGGCCUCAGGGAAGUUCUGUUCUUGAAACUCCUGAUGCCUCCCCCUCACGACAGGAGACAGACACUGCUCCUCGGCAGAGCAGCCCGAGGAGAGGACCUUCGGGGAGCUCCGGCCACCGUCGCAGUUCCUCUCGCUCCACCAGUCCUACAUCAAGCCCCAAGGAGAGGAAGAGGGGCCGGUCUAGGAAGAGACGAUUGCGCCGUUCCCGCAGCCCGACAUCCAGUGGCUCGGAGUCGGACUCCUGCUCUUCUCACUCUCGAUCUCUCUCUCCACCUGUGAAAAGAUAUCGCCCUCGCCGCUCGAGCAACAGCUCCAGCACAUCUUCACGUUCCUCUUCCCGUUCCUCUGGAUCACCAUCCCGGUCCCCUCCCAGGAAGAGGAGGUACUCCUACUCCUCCUCUUGCUCCGACUCUUGGAGUCGCUCUCGUUCCCGGUCGCAUUCCGGUUCUCCUCAUAGAGGAGCCCAGCGGAGUAGAGGCAGACAUUUAUACAGGUCGAGCAUAAGGCACAGCGAGAAGCAAUAUUCUGAAGAAGUGAAGAUGCGUAAAGAAAGGGCCAUUGAGGAGCGCAGGGUUGUUUACGUUGGCCGAAUCCGGGGAACCAUGACUCGCAAGGAGCUGAGAGAACGCUUCUCCCUAUUUGGGGAGAUAGAGGCCUGCACUCUGCACUUAAGAGAUCAGGGGGACAACUAUGGGUUCGUGACUUAUUAUCACACAAAAGACGCGUUCACAGCCAUCGAGAGCGGAAACAAGCUACGCAAGCCCGACGAACUGCCAUUCGAUCUGUGUUUUGGUGGAAGGAGGCAGUUCUGCCAGACCAGCUAUUCUGACCUGGAUUCUAAUAGAGAGUAUGAGCCGUUGUCUGCAAAGAACAAGUUUCGUACACUAGACUUUGACACUUUACUGAAGGAGGCCCAGAAAAAUCUGAAGAGGUAACAAGAGGCCUGCCACUGGAGGCAACAAACACUUACCUCAGAGUUGUUGGGUGGCUCCACACCUCCAACGCUGCCUUUCAUAGACAUAUAUACAUAUAGGGCCCUGUGAUGGACUGGCGGCCAGUCCAGGGUGUCUCCACGCCUGCCGCCCAAUGACUGCUGGGAUAGGCUCCAGCAUCCCACGACCCCAAUUGAGAUAAGCGGCUUGGGUAAUGGAUGGAUGGAUAUGCAUGUAGGUGCUGCAUUGGCCACUUUGGUCUGUUGCUACGUCAACAUCGCCGCCAUAUCGGACCGGGCAAGACUGGCCUGUAAACGAGGGAGCUGCGGUUUUUCUGGAUAAAACGCACUACAACGCUACAACGUUUACAUUUCUCAACCGAUUUCAAUGAGUCGUUUUUAUAUUCAAGGGUUUAUGAUCUAUGUGGAGUACAGAAAAAAGUUCUGUCUCUGGUUCAGAUCACACUUCAAUUUUAGUUUAGUUCAAGUAGAACACCAUUAAUAUGUCUUUAUGCAUGUUCAAUAAUCCAGAUAAGGAAAUCAAAGAAGGUUGAAUCAGUUCAUCUGAAUACAACGUUGAUUGACAAGAUACAUUUCAUCACUCAACUAAGCGACAUCUUCAGUCUAAACUGAAGAUGCAAGAGAUUGCAAGAGUCAGUCCUCAAAGAUAUUGAUUCAGAUAUGGACAAGUAAGUGGUUCAGACAUUUUGACCAAUUAAGAAAAGUGAAGGGCUUUCAUUUUCCUGGCUUUCCGUCAUGUGACUUUUGGUCUGUGGUUUUACUUCUGGUGCAUUACGCACAUGGGAAAAAUAGUUACCCUGGAUGUAACGCCAGUUCUGAGGAUGUAUGUAGCUCUCUUAACGGGCUUCGCACCCUUUGAGGGUCCGCAGGAGCCACAUGGUGCCCCACCACCUAUAAAACCUCCAGCGUCGCCGCAGCUCGCAACAAAGACGAGCCAGCUGGACAACAGGUUAGAGGGCUACGCACGUACUCGUAGAACUGGAAUUGAAUGCAGGGUAACUAUUUCUAUGUCAUACGUGCUCCACCUAAUGGGCUUCGCUAUCGGUUCACGCCUGAGGCGAAGGCCGUUAGGGAUAAAUGUACUCCCAGCUGGGCCCAACUGACACUUGUCAGAAACCAGCCAACAUAACACCCUACACAGAAGCAGUCCCAACAGUCGAGUACUGUCCCCUUUGAGGGUCUCGUACCAUACUGCAUCGCAGCAGAAGUCCCAACGGUCGAGUAAUACCCCAACUGGGGGUAUCAUACCGUACUACAAGCCACUGAGGGCUUGGCGCAGCCAACUUAUCAGUCGACUGAAGACAUGGUACCCCCUGAUUGUACACUGAGCACCGCAUGGGGUACCAAGUGGGUCAGCAGUCGUAUCCCUGAGGAAUGACUGCAUGAAGGUAGAAGUGGUGGACCAGGGAGCCGUCAAGCACGUCUUCCACUGACUCCACUGAAAAGUGCCAUAGAAGACGCAACGCCCCUAGUAGAGUACGCCCUGAGGCCCACAAGGGCCACAAUCUUACCUGGUCCAAUAUGGUGGUGACGUUGACAUACGAUCCAGCGGCCAGUGCAGCAUCUACGUAUAUUACGUCCAUGCUGCCUUUCACAUUUACAUGUAAUCUUAGUUUCUUCUUUUAAUUUUGUUUGUUUUUCUCCGCAAGCUAACACCUUCUAUUGAAGUGAAGAUUUGUAUGAAAAGAGAAAAGAAUGGAAAAAAAUGGAUUGAUCAUUUUUUUAAGUUUAUUUAAAUGUAAAAUUUGAUUUAAAAUGUAUGGAAUGGGAUAACUAUGUAGUAUGGGAUUUCCUUAAGAAUGGGAAGUUAUGUAAUACAUUUUGAAUGUACUACAAACAUAAAAAUAAAACAAA